This is a messenger RNA of Ylistrum balloti, 741 nucleotides long. RefSeq lists its product as uncharacterized. Gene Ontology annotation, molecular function: RNA-DNA hybrid ribonuclease activity; nucleic acid binding. The coding region runs from base 1 to 741 and encodes 246 amino acids. The record is from RefSeq and is a predicted model, not a curated record. The transcript has a single exon. NCBI's taxonomy places the organism in Eukaryota, Metazoa, Mollusca, Bivalvia, Pectinida, Pectinidae.
AUGGCUAUUCAAAUAGCAUUACUAGGUAUUAAGAAAAACCACACCAAAUUUGAACGAGUAGUCAUUCUUUCGGACUCCCUCAGCUCCUUACAAUCCUUGACAACUGGAAAUAGCAGUAGACCUAAACUGCUUAAUGCAAUUCAUUAUAUGAUCACCGAGAUCGAUCAAUUAGGAAUAGAUCUAAAAUUCGAAUGGAUUCCAUCUCAUGUCGACAUUUUAGGUAACGAGAUAGCAGAUCAACUCGCUAGAGCAGCCUUAGGGUCACGUGAUGUUCAUCUAAAUAUAGACUUGAGUGUAUCAGAGGUCGUCAGUAUAAUCAAUGACAAAACUCAAUUGAUAAGGCAGGAAAAUUGGUCGAAAUUAACUAAUAACUGGCUCUAUUCCAUCGAGAGCAAUGUUAAGAUCCAACCUCAGUUAUAUAGUUAUAAUAAAGUAGAGGAUACUGUUAUCACUAGACUUCGAUUAGGCUACACCAAACUCGGUCAUAACAUCAACCGUAUUAAAAAGGAAGUCAGUCCAUAUUGUCCAAACUGUGGUGAACCGGAAACCAUAGAACACAUUCUGUUCGAAUGCACCACCCAUGACAACUUUAGAUCAGUUUUCCAAAACCAAAUUGAGCAUAUAGACAAUAUGAAAUUCGAUUCCAAAACGGUACUCAACCCUCCAAAACAACAUAGAAAAUAUGUAUUCGACCAAUUAACCUCCUAUCUAACGGAUAUUGAUUAUAUUGAUAAAAUCUAG